GUAGCUGCAGGAGUCUCUCAGACACAGAUGGGUGUUUCGUAUCGUUAGUUUCUUUUCUUGUUUAUUCUUCAUUAGAUCCACAGUAUGGAAUAUAAUGAGCACGGUUUAACUCUGGACUGCUUAAUAAGCAUAUUUUCAUUGCUCACCGAAGAUGAUUUAAUGAGAGUGUCGUGUGUUUGUAAGGAAUGGCACGAAGCUGCAGAAACACAGUGGUUAUGGAGAGAGAUGUGUCUGCGUCGCUGGGGUUUCUGUAACGUGGCCCGGCUCUCAUCAGACGCUGAGUCUUACACAUGGAAGCGUUAUUAUCUGCAUCGCUCUACACUGGAGCUGAGCAUGAAGUCCGGGAGAUCAGGAGGAGAUUACAGCUGUAAGAGCCUGAGAGGACACACAGGUCGGAUCGUCGGCUUCUCAUACCUGAAGGGAAACAACGCUUUUCAGGACAUGUGGAACUUCACGCCGGUCGUCUGCAGCGCCUCCACUGACGGAUCCCUCAAAGCCUGGGACAUUCACAAGGGUGUUGCUCUGUGGUCCAGCUCCACUCAGAACCCGCUGACCUGUAUCAUCACAGACCCAGAGCAGGACGUUGCCAUUACGUCGGACAGCAGCGGGACCAUUAACACGUGGCAGGGAGGAACGGGGGCGCUGCUGAGCUCCUUCUGCACCGGCUCGUCUCGCUGCACGCUCGGGACUUUCAGCGCCAGCGGGAACUCUUUCAUCAUGGUGGGAACAACUCUGGGCUCCUUCCUGGUCCUGACGUCACCACAGCUGACCCAAACAUCGCGCCACGUUGUGUGUGACUCCUUCAGCCUGAACGUUCUCCUCGUGUCUCCUGAUAAGAAGUGGAUUCUCGCCGCGUCCAAGGACAACUCAGAUUUAAGCCCAAAGGUUUUCAGCAGUCAGAGUGUGUGUUGUCCAGAGGAAGACGCUGAAGUGGUGUGUGUGAGUUUACCGGUCAGUGGCUGCGCAGCUGCAGCGUUUUUUCCCUCUCAGUCUGCGCGGGUCGCCGUCGUUCACAACACAUCACACAGCCACAGAACCCUCUCUGUAUUCCAGCUCAGCAUGAAGAAGUCCAGAUACAAGCAGGAGGCUCAGGUCCAGCAGGUUGAAUCUUUCCAGCUGGAUUUAAACGCUCUGCACUCGGACCUGGUUCUCCAGGCUAAAGGGAGCAGCAUGGUUCUGCUUACAGAUGGAACCGAGCUGAAGGUCUACACGGUUAAAGGCCAGCUGAUCUCCAGCUUUAAGGAGCAUCUGCAGCCUAUAACGUCUGUGUGUGUGGAUGAUUUCCGGGUGGUUACGGCGUCACGUGACUUGUCUUUGCGAGUGCUGACCUGGAGGAGGGACAGAGAUAAAGCGGUAACUCUGGAGAGUCAGUAUCACCUGCUGGGCGGCUCACACACCAUGUCCAGAGGAUUCACAGCGGUGGCGUGUGAUUACGGCAGCAUCGUCGCGUCCGUGGAAGGCGUUAACGGGAAGGACGUCCUGAAGGCCUACAUCUUUAAUGCAUGAACAUGGACCUUUAAUAAAGGAGCAUUUCCACACACACACACACUGUAUUAAAUACCUGCCAUAGCACUGCGGCAGCUUGUGCGUGUUUAUUGGUGUGUUUUAAACUGUUUUAAUAUUAUUCUUUUAUUUUAAUCUCUUACAAUUCUUAUUUUUACUUCUCCAACAACUUGCCUUAUUUCAGCAAUUUAUUUAUUUGUAGAUAUGCAGCAUACUGUCUUUAGGGUCUCUUGAAUGAUAAUAACAAUAAACAGUGCUUUAAAGCAGCUUCACAGAAAUCCAGAUGCAGAUUUCGGUUCCUAAUGAACCAGCCAGAGGUUGCAAAAACUCCUGAGACGAGGUGAAGAAGGAAGCUUGACAGGAACCGGACUCAGAAUGGAUGCUGUACUCUUCUGGACGAGAGUGGAUAGUGUGAUUAUAAAUCAUUAUUGUUUACAGUCAUGUGGUGAAAAGCAUCACUAUGAUUACAGCAGAGUCAGUGUGGUCACUGUGUUCAUGACCACGUGGUUUGGAAUAGCUGCAUUAUUUUCCUGAGCUUUAUCUCCUCUAUCAGCCUUCUAAAUUACUGCUGUAAUGUUUUACACCCACCAGGUAUAACAUUAUGACCCCCUGCCUAACAUUAUGUUAUAUUAUUAUAUAUUAUGAGCUAACAGGAAGUCUGUAGCAACUCGUGUAAUCACUCUGUAUAACCGUGGUGAGCAGAAAAGCAUCUCAGAAACACACAACACAUCAAACAUUGUGUGUGUAAACUCUAGAGACUAUUGUGUGUGAAAAUCCUAGCAGGAGAUCAGAAAAACUCAAACCAACACAUCUGAUACCAACAAUCAUUACACAGCCACAGUUAGACUCACAGAAAUCAGACUUUUUCUUCAUUAUGAUGUUUAAUGUGUACAUUCAUUGAUGCUAUUAAUAUA
Hemibagrus wyckioides is the source of this 2417-nucleotide messenger RNA. RefSeq names its product F-box and WD repeat domain containing 12 (gene fbxw12). NCBI's taxonomy places the organism in Eukaryota, Metazoa, Chordata, Actinopteri, Siluriformes, Bagridae. The record is from RefSeq and is a predicted model, not a curated record. The coding region runs from base 85 to 1506 and encodes 473 amino acids. The transcript has 10 exons. Gene Ontology annotation, molecular function: protein binding.